GAGGCCUGAACUCUAGAAGACAGAGCUGGAAUAUCCUCCACCUCGUGUUUCUGGAAGCCUCCACUCGUUAUCCUCUCCUGUCUCCUCUGACACUUCACUCUCUGCCCUCGGAGGCGAUGAACUUUGCCCUCGGCUUCAGGCCCCCCCCAGCAGGCAGCUCGGGGCCCGGUGCCGGCAGCGGAGCCACCAUGGAGAACCUGGAGAAGCAGCUGAUCUGCCCCGUCUGCCUGGAGAUGUUCUCCAAACCUGUGGUCAUCCUGCCCUGCCAGCACAACCUCUGCCGCAAGUGUGCCAACGACAUGUUCCAGGCAGCUAACCCUCUGUGGCAGACCCGCGGCUCCUCUAGCAUCGCUGCCAGCGGCGGCCGUUUCCGCUGUCCGUCAUGUCGCCACGAGGUGGUGCUGGACCGGCACGGAGUGUUCGGUCUGCAGAGGAACCUGCUGGUGGAGAACAUCAUAGACAUCUACAGGCAGCAGGAGUCCUCCAGGCCUGUAAACACGAAGCCAGAGCAGCAGCAGCAGCAGCUGAUGUGUGACGAACACGAAGAGGAGAGGAUCAACAUCUACUGUCUCUCGUGUCAGACGCCGACCUGCUCCAUGUGCAAAGUGUUCGGACGACACAAAGACUGUGACGUGGCUCCGCUCAGCAGCGUCUACACGACUCAGAAGGCGGAGCUGCGCGACGGCAUCGCAAACCUGGUCGCCAGUAACGACAACAUGCAGACAGUGAUCUCUCAGAUAGAGGAAAUACGCCGCACCGUGGAGGAGAACGGUAAGCGGCAGAGAGAGCAGCUCGCCGACCACUUCGACGGCCUGGUGUCCAUCCUGGAGGAGCGGAAGCAGGAGCUGGUCGGUCAGAUUUCCAAACAACAGGACGACAAACUGAAACACCUUCGAUGCCUCAUCCAGCGGCACAGCGACCACCUGGAGGCCGCGGUCAUGCUGGUGGAGUCGGCCAUUCAGUCCAUGGAGGAGACGCACAUGCCUCUGUUCAUACAGAGCGCCACCGUCAUACUGGAGAAAAUGACGGAGGCGGCGAGGGCCUCGAACGUGGAGCGUCCGGAGCUCGGCUGCGAGAGCAUGAGCCACUUCUUCAUCGACACUGACGACCUGAUGGACAUGUUACAGAGAAUGGACUUCUGCUCUGGUGUGGGAGAUGAAGAGGAUUCUGAAGACGCUGGAGAAGAGUCAGAACUGGACUUUGGCUGCAGAUACUAAGACCAACCAGAGGUCCCUGCUGCGGCCCCGAGGGAACGAGACGCAGGAUUAUCAUAAUCCUCCAGGAACUGGAUCCACACAGUGUUCGAGAGGCCACGACAUCAGUCAGUCAGUCAGACUUUAUUCGUACAGAAGCCACGAUCACAAUCACACUUUGAUUAUAAGUUUUAAACGAGGAGAGAUAUUUUACAUAUAUGACAACCCACGAUCAGCGGCCUCCAUCAUUCAGGAUCACGAUCCCUGGUCCUCGAGAUCCUGGAUCUGCAACGACAAAGCACAAGGUCUCCUGGGAGGAAGUCGAGUCAGUAACGUUAAAGUGAUGAAGAGGAGGAAGAGAAGUCGAGCUGGUCCAAGGCCGACCUGAGGCAGAUCCAAAUAUAAAAGUCUUCAGUACAGAGAGAGUGAUUCAAGAAAAAGUGGAUGGUCAGAAAUCCUUCAUUCAUAAACCUCAUGUGUCUGUUUCCUCCUUCAGAUGCAGGAAGUCCGACUUGGCCGCAGUUUUACCUCCCACAUCGUGUUCUUUUGUUUUCUGCGUUAACACCCAGAUCAUUGUGUGUAAAUAUAUCUGCCUAUGUAUAGCUGACAGGAAACGUAUAUAGUGGAUUUAACUCUGUGGGAGGGAAAAGGUUUUCUUCACGCGUUCUCAUUCAGGAUUUAAAGCCCUGAUGUAGCAGAGGAUUCUGGAAAGUCCGCAGUGUUUGAGUUGUGUUCAGUUUUUAUUACUCGUUUUAAAUAAGUUACCGGAGAGAAAGAGAGAAUUCUCCUGUUUUUUUUUCAAUGGAUACAAAAACUGAAUGAGUGAAGAGGCUGAGCAGGAUGUAAAAAUGAGUGGGCAGAUAAUCGUGUUACUGUUCGUAUGGAAAUGUUGUUUUUGUUUGCGGGGGGGAUUCUGAAAGAGAGAGAGUGUGUGUGUGUGUGUGUGAGAGAGAGAGAGAUGAAGUGAAGGGAGGCAGGAGGUGGGUGAGGAUCAACAGAUAAUAUGUUCAUUAAAAUAAUAAAUAAAUUACGUGUUUUAACGAACUUUUCCCUGAAAAAACUCAAACGAUGGAAAUGUUUCUAUCUGGUUUUUAUUCCUUCACUGUUCCUGGAUGCAUUUUUUUGAGCUCUAUAACUUUUGAGAACGUUUGUUUGUCUUUUGCAUAAAUAUAUAUAUAGUAAAGCCAAUUUAACUUUGCUUAACUCCGGCUAAUUUAUAGAAUUCUCUGUCUGAUA
Molecule: messenger RNA, 2429 nt
Organism: Paralichthys olivaceus (Japanese flounder)
Lineage: Eukaryota; Metazoa; Chordata; Actinopteri; Pleuronectiformes; Paralichthyidae
Gene: trim54
Product: tripartite motif containing 54
Biological process (GO): microtubule bundle formation; neuron migration; axonogenesis
Cellular component (GO): main axon
Molecular function (GO): zinc ion binding
Source: RefSeq, a predicted model, not a curated record